Molecule: messenger RNA, 3537 nt
Organism: Scedosporium apiospermum
Lineage: Eukaryota; Fungi; Ascomycota; Sordariomycetes; Microascales; Microascaceae
Product: Topoisomerase 1-associated factor 1
Exons: 3
Coding region: 1-3537 (1178 amino acids)
Biological process (GO): replication fork arrest; DNA replication checkpoint signaling; DNA repair
Cellular component (GO): replication fork protection complex
Molecular function (GO): DNA binding
Source: RefSeq, a predicted model, not a curated record
AUGGAGCUGGAAGACGGCACGACUGAUAUCGUCCAUCCCGAAGUUCGAGCCCACAUCAACAGCCUUGUCUCCGCUCUUGGCGGUACGAGUGCCGACGAUGACGGCCGCUACGUUCUGGGCGACGAUGCCCUCGACGUCCUCCGGGAUCUCAAGAAAUGGAUUCGCUACUAUGACGAAAAAAUGAGCCGAAUGGAUGUGGCGCGCUGCAUUGCCGACUCGAGCAUUGUCGAUGGAGAUCUCCUGCACAUUUUAGCGUUGUGGACCGAGAGCGAGUCGGAGAGCAAGUUCAGAGCCAGGCUUGCCCUCGCCUGUCUGGAGGUUAUUGUGCCUCUGACAUGGCCAUUCGACAAGGAUCCCGAGAGGUUGACUGUCAACAAUUACCGGCAUAUUCCUGUUCUCGAGCUAGCGCAGUUGAGGUACAAGCGAGCCAUCAUCAACUACGAUGCCGCCCGGGUCCUACAUACAGCAGUGAGGAUGGCCUUGCCGUCCAUGGCACUUCCGAUCGGAGACAGGUCCCCUAGGGACCAGGGCGUCAUCAAGCUUGUCCUCUACUUCUUCCGGAAUAUCGCCAUGAUCGCGCCACCCCCGGGUGUCAAGUACGACGGUGACGAGACACAAAUAUCUCGUUCCGCCCUUAUCGAUGCCUUCUCGUACCAGGACAUCUUUCUUCUGCUCUUGACGAUUGCAUCGAACAUGGGCGAGGACUUUAGGACAGAGGAUGUCAUUAUAAUGGAGAUCUUGUUCCACCUGAUCAAGAGGGUAGAUGCUGAGAGGCUCUUUAUGAGCGAGAAACAGCAGGACAAGGCAAAAGCGGCGGACCUAGUCGCCAUGAUGAAGAAGGAGGAGGCGCUGCACAAUUCUUUCAAGAAGCAUGCGCCAACUCGCCACAACCGAUUUGGAACCACAAUCUGGGUCAAGAGAGACGAUGGCAAGAUGUCUACCAUUUCUAGCCAGGCGGCACUCAUCGACGCCGCCACUCGCCAGCGCAAGCUCGAUGAAACCAAAUCCUUCAGACCACCCAAAUAUCGUCGGAAGAACGAGGCGGACAACUCGGAUCUCGGCCCAGCUCCCAAGCUUAACACGAGGGCAAGCGAGCAACUAAGGGCGUUCGUGUCCGAGUUCUUAGAUUCCGGCUUCAACCCCCUUUUCCAGCAUAUCCGUCGCUCGAUCGACCGAGAUGCGCAGCACGUUCUCCACUACCAUUCGAAACAGUUCUUCUACCUUGUAGCUUGGUUCCUCCGGGCCGAGCGGGCGAGGCAAAAGGCGAAUAAUAAACCCAAGCCUAGACCAAAUGCUGAAGAGGAGAAUGAAGUUAGCCCCUUCAGCCUCGUUGCUGGCGUUCUGAACCAGGAGAUGUUUAUCGCCUUGCAGAGAUCAAUGAGGUCUGCGUUAGACAAUCGGAGCUGGGGGGACUUAAUUGCAGUCAUGCGAUGUUUCACGCAGAUCCUGCUGACCGUUCAGGACAUGACGGCUACGGGCAAUGAGGCGGACGAAGAGAUUGCCGAGAAUAUCUUGAGCCGUCUCUUCUAUGAAGAUACCGUCCACGAACUCGUGACUAGCGUAGUCCGGAAUUACAACCAUCAAGGGUUCGAAUUCCUAGACGCCUCGACCGAGUUAGUGCACCAUUUCGUGCGUCUCCUCGAGGCUUAUUCCAAAAGGAACGUUGAUAUGCAAGUCCGGUCAAGGAAGAAGGCGCGCAAGAAGAAGCGGGAUGCCGCUAAGGCCGGUACCGAGAACGACGACGCUGACGACCUCGGCGGCUCCGACGAAGACGAGCAAGAGGCGCAGAAGACGGUCUCUGAACGAAAGUUCAGCUUCCAGGCUUUCACGCAGCGGUUUAUCCCUCAGAAUGUGGUGGACACGUUUGUGAUUUUCCUCAAGCACUACAAGGAGCUUAACGACGACCAGCUCAAGCGAGUUCAUCGGUACUUUUACAGGCUAGCUUUUAAGCAGGAUAAGGCGGUGAUGUUGUUCCGCGUCGACAUCAUUCAUCUUCUUUAUAAUAUGAUUAAGGGCCCCGAACCCCUUGAUAGGGGCUCGAGCCUGUAUAAGGACUGGGAAGAGCUCAUCAAGCAGGUGUUUCGCAAGCUGGUCAAGAAAUUCCAGGAACGACCUGCUCUUGCUGUGGAAAUGCUUUUCAGCAAAACCAACGAAAUUGCCCAUUACAUCGAGACCGGUGCGAGGAGGGAGAAAAAGAAGGCGAACCCCCGACCGGCGGCGGAGUUGGAGUUUCGGCAGACGGAGGAGCUGGACAAGCAGAUUGGCAUUGUGGUUGGUGCCCUGCUUGACAGAAACGAAAUCGAGCACAUCUCCUGGGUGAAGCGUGUCCUCAGGGCCGCGGAGCAGGAGAGGAGAGAAUUUGCGGAGGCUCAAGCGGCUCUUCCUUCAGUUGAGACGGACGCGGGAGAGAAUAACGGGGAGGCUGGACCCCCCGUUGAGCCACCGAAGGAAGCCAAGGAGGCUCCUUCUUACACUGUCAGCGCGGAUAACGAAGACCGUCGUAUGGCUAUGUUGAAGGACCCCUAUCUCCGCCUUCUGAUGAACACCGUUGGAAUCCGGCGACUAAGCCCAGGCCUCGAGGAGACCCUCGAGUCCAUCUGGACCAUUCCGUCAGACGUCACUGCGGACCAGCUCAAGGAGUACGUCGAUCUCAUCAAUGCGGCCGAGUUCAACCCACCCACGUUUGAAAACGGCGAGGCGGCAGAGAAGCAGCUGCGUCGGAAGACGAACCGUACGCGCGCCUACGUCUCGUCUGACGAGGACGACGAGAACGAAGAGCUCUUCCCGGCCGGAGGCCCAACAGCGCGUCGGGCCAUUGACGGCGAACAGCGGCCAAAGAAGUCGAGGCGGCACAGGAGGAGAAGGAGCCAAUCGCCCGACGAGGCCGAGCUCGACGAACGAGCGCGGAAGAGGAAGGAGAAGGAGCGCGAGCGGCGGUCGAAGAUCAAGAGCGAGAUGUACGUGUAUGACAGCGACCUCGACAGCGAGGCGAACAGGGAGUUUUUCGCGCGGGAGGAAGAGCUGCGGCAGAAGAAUCAGGCGGUGGCGGAGGCGGCGGGGCAGGCGAUUCCGGGCAUCGUGCCGGCGAAUAAGAAGAACGGGAAGAAGAGGAAGAAGACCAUUAUGGAUGAUGACAGCGAGGAUGCGAUGGAUAUAUCGCAGCGAUCGAGGUCAAAGACGGCAUCGAGUGAUGCCGGAACGGAUGAGGAAAAAGCUUCUUCGGACGGCUCUGAUUCUGAUACUCGAGAGACGCCCCUUGAGUCGAGUUCCAGACGAGAGGGUGGCCGGGGUAAACGUAGGAGAGUGUCCGACGAAGAACUGUCCGACGCUGGGCCUCCUGAGGAUGAGGAGCUUCCGGUCUGGGCUGCGAGUAGAGAGCCGGCCGGCGACGAUAAGCCAGAUGAAGACGGGGAUGUAGGGAUGAAUGCGGCUGCUGAGGAUGAUGACGAUGAUGAUGAUGAGCCGAUGCCGUCGGCGAGACCGAGAGCACGGGUUAAAGGUGGAUUUAUUAUUGAUAGUAGUGACGAGGAUGAAUAA